Exophiala aquamarina CBS 119918 is the source of this 1131-nucleotide messenger RNA. RefSeq lists its product as uncharacterized. The record is from RefSeq and is a predicted model, not a curated record. The transcript has 3 exons. NCBI's taxonomy places the organism in Eukaryota, Fungi, Ascomycota, Eurotiomycetes, Chaetothyriales, Herpotrichiellaceae. Bases 1 to 1131 code for a protein of 376 amino acids. Gene Ontology annotation, molecular function: hydrolase activity, hydrolyzing O-glycosyl compounds. Gene Ontology annotation, biological process: carbohydrate metabolic process.
AUGUGCCUUAAUGCAUCUCUCUUGUUGCUUGGCUACGCCGGAGUCUGCUAUGCCCAAUUCGUCUCUGCAAAUACGUCUGCAUCAACUUUCACAAAUCCAAUACUAGAUGGAGUAGGAGCCGACCCCUGGGCGUUUCGCUAUGGCGACUAUUACUAUAUGACUUACAGCACGAAUGACAACAUCACCAUCCUCCGGAGCAGUGUCCUCACUGACUGGAACCACGCGGAUAUCAAACUAGCGUUUACACCACCAGAAAACACCUCUUACACCUACGAUCUAUGGGCUCCUGAGCUUCAUUUCUUGCCAGCCGAGAGCAAAUGGUACAUGAUCUUCACUGCAGACGUGGACCCAGACACACCAUCGCCAAUGCAAGACAUGCUAUGCGACUUCAACUGUCCGGCCGUCAACCACCGAAUGUUCGUGCUCGAGUCCAGUACAUCUGACCCGUGGGAGUCGGAGUAUUCCUUCAAAGCAGGGCUCGACACCUACGACCAGUUCGCCAUUGACGGGACCUACUUCGUACACUCUACAGGGCUGUACCACGUGUAUUCAUGCUGGGAAGGGAAGUACACCUCCUGGCCCGCGAUGCUCUGUAUCUCGCGGAUGAGCGAUUCGUGGACGGUGUCGAGUCCCGAAUCUGAACGCCAAGUCAUCUCCAGGCCAGACCAGCCGUGGGAGAAGACGCCGUACAACCGCACCGUCAACGUCCGCUUGUCGUCCAACGAAGCACCGCAACAGCUCGUUAACCCCGCCACAGGCCAGCAGUUCAUCAUCUACUCCGCCGCACGCAGCGAUAACCGCAACUACUGUCUUGGGCAGUUGGAGUUGGUCGGCAACGACCCCAUGGAUCCAGCCUUGUGGACCAAGCAGACCGCAGGCUGUGUCUUUUACGAGAACCCCGACGAGACUGUCUACGGUGUGGGUCAUGCGAGUUUCACGACGAGUCCUGAUGGGACUGAGCAUUGGAUUGUCUAUCAUGGUAUGAGAGACUAUGAGAACGGGUGGUCUGCGCGCACGAUCAGGACGCAAAGGUUUGGUUGGAACGAGGAUGGGAGUCCCAACUUUCCCAGGCCUGGGGUUGGGCCGUUCGCUGUUCCGAGUGGCCAGGUAGAGGAGUUCAGGCUCGUUUGA